GCGUUGAUUUUGCACGAGCAUGUCUUCUUAUCAUCACGAAGCGGAUCGCAUCAACGUUACUGUUAAUGAAGAAAUAAGUGCAGUUAUUUACGUGGGUGCAUCCGUUGCACUCGGUGUUAUCGGCUUUCUUGGUUUCACUCUAAAUUUGAUUGUCGCAUUUAUCAUCGUUAAGGACGCUCAAUCACUCUGGACUCCUGUCAAUGUAAUUCUCUUCAACAUGGUUGUUGGUGAUUUUAUGGUAGCCGCUUUGGGGAAUCCUUUGGCAAUGAUUUCGGCGAUCACCGGUGGAUGGUAUUGGGGCUAUAACAUGUGUCUUUGGUACGCUUGGUUCAUGUCGACAUUGGGAUUCGCUAGUAUCGGUAACUUAACCGUAAUGGCUGUCGAAAGAUGGCUGUUGAUCACACGACCGAUGAAAGCAUUGUCGAUUCGACACGCCAUGUUUCUCGCAUUUGCGGUGUGGAUGUACGCACUGUCCUUGUCGUUACCACCACUUUUCGGUUGGGGUAGUUACGGUCCAGAGGCCGGAAAUGUAUCCUGUAGCGUGUCCUGGGAGGUUCACGAUUCAGCAACUAAUAGCGACAGUUACAUAGGAUUUCUAUUCGCUCUCGGACUCGUUCUGCCUGUCGUCAUUAUAGUCACAAGCUAUUUUGCAAUUGUCACAACUACCAUAAGAGUCAAGAAAAAAGCCGGUGCCAGAGGAAGACGCGAGGCAAAAGUAACGAGAAUGGUAGCACUGAUGAUAAGCGCUUUUCUCAUCGCUUGGUCACCUUACGCUGCUCUUGCUCUUGCUGCUCAAUAUUUUAACGCGAAACCGUCACCCUCGGUAGCCGUAUUACCAGCUCUCCUGGCUAAAUCCUCCAUUUGUUACAAUCCUAUCAUUUACGCUGGAUUAAACGCUCAGUUCCCGCGGUCUUUGAAAAAGAUUCUUGGUAUUCGUGAUAUCCAAACUGGCACGAACGGCAGUCAACAGACUGCUUUGACUACGAUCAACAAACAGGAGCAGAAGCACUGAAAACAACUGAUUGGAAACCUGGGUUCUCUUGGGUUUCGAUUACAUAUCACGCGUGAAUGCUGCAACUUGGAUAAGAUUUGUCUUAUUUUAUCGAAACUUCGUAUGUAUGUAUAUAUUAUAUGUUUCCGUAUAUGUUACCUAUGUAUGUAUCUAUAUAUACGUAUUUGUAAUGACAUUUUUAU
Vespula pensylvanica (western yellowjacket) is the source of this 1194-nucleotide messenger RNA. RefSeq names its product rhodopsin-like. The coding region runs from base 20 to 1012 and encodes 330 amino acids. Gene Ontology annotation, biological process: G protein-coupled receptor signaling pathway. Gene Ontology annotation, molecular function: G protein-coupled receptor activity. Lineage: Eukaryota; Metazoa; Arthropoda; Insecta; Hymenoptera; Vespidae. Gene Ontology annotation, cellular component: photoreceptor outer segment; membrane. The record is from RefSeq and is a predicted model, not a curated record. The transcript has 6 exons.